AUGUCUCUUCCCGCAGGCAAGAUCUCGUGGAUCGGAUCUAUCGGUGCUUGCCUUCUCUUUUUCGUCGGGGCUCUGACGAGUUGCUUGGUCUAUGCUAAUACUGUUCGCUGGAUCUUGAGUAUUGGUAUCAUCCUGCAGUUUUUCGGCCUUAUUCCUACUUCGGUAUGCAGGGAAUACUGGCAGUAUCCCCGAGCGCAGGGCGUUUUGAUCGGCUUAGGUCACGGUCUCAUCUUCUGUCCCGCUCUUGCAGUUCUCUCAACUCACUUUGCGACAUGGAGGCCCGCCGAGAUUGGGUUUGAUCUAUGUGGAAGUGCGGUCGGCGGAAGCCUGAUCAGACUCAUCCGAUAA
This is a messenger RNA of Fusarium venenatum, 348 nucleotides long. The record is from RefSeq and is a predicted model, not a curated record. NCBI's taxonomy places the organism in Eukaryota, Fungi, Ascomycota, Sordariomycetes, Hypocreales, Nectriaceae.